Messenger RNA from Cooperia oncophora, 684 nucleotides. Lineage: Eukaryota; Metazoa; Nematoda; Chromadorea; Rhabditida; Trichostrongylidae. The record is from the annotation of a GenBank genome assembly.
AUGCCAGUAAUGGAUGAGGAGCAGCAAAAUAAAACGGGGGUAAAGCUGACCAAAAAAGUCAUCAAAACCCCAGCGGAUCCACGUAACCGUCUCAUGAUGCAAUAUAAAAAUGAUAUGCUGAGCAAAAUGUGGACAAUGGAACCAUCCGUAUUCGGAAUGCUUCAGAUGGCGAAGAACAUGACAUCAAUAGCUGCCAAUCAGUGUGAAGCUCUCUUCAAUGACGAUGCGCUAAUACAACGACUGCAUGAUGAGAAGUUUGAUGUUGGCAUCACAGAGACCAUCAUGAUCUGCGGGCUAGGAAUCUUCGAGCUUUUGAAGAUCAAUGCUUCAAUCGCUGUCAGGUCUAUAGCGUAUGCCGAAAGUCUUUCCAAAAGCAUCGGUGGUAUGGCUACAAAUGGUGAUCGUAUGAACAUUUUUCAACGAUUCAAGAAUAUGAUAGGUGCGGUGCUCGGAGAAAUAUUUUACAACAAUAUCCUAGAAUCAGAAAUUGAAGCGUUCCGAGCCAAAUUCGGGCCACAGUUCAAAGGCAGCCAGGAACUCUUGGCUGGAGUGUCCUACAUUUUCACAAACUCGAAUCCCUACCUCGACUUUCCACGUCCUAUGCUUCACAAAACCAUACCAAUAGGAGGUAUCGCAAUAGACAUCGAUCCCGAGAACAAUAUUUUAUCAAAGGUAUUCUUUAUC